AUUGUAUCCUGCUUUACCAUCUCUAUGCCUACUAGCUACCGGUAUUGGUACUCAGUAGCUACUAGCCAUACCGGUACAGCAGCUAGCUAGGUCUUUGUUUGUCGUGUGGAUCCUCUCCCUUCUAGCUAUCAGCUUCUGUGGACCUGAGAUAAUUCUUUGGCAACCCAAGGGAGUGUUGCCGACACCGAUCGAACCCACUGAUUCUUCAGCCUUGCUGUUUUUCACCAAAGAUCCAAAAGUCAAGUGACCGCAAUCUUUCUAACAAGGUUUUCUCAUUAUUUUUUAUUCACUACAGUACUCCCUCCUCCCUCCCACCACUCUCAGUAUUCCGUGAAACCAAAGCCAAGCCAAGUGAAGUCAAGUCAAGCCAAGCCAAGCUACUAAUAAUAACUAUAAGAUGAACAACAAGUGCUACUUUGUGUUGGCCAAGGACGAUGCUCCCGUCCGUGCCGGACAAGUGUUGAAGGGCCAGUUGGUGAUUCCCGUGUCCCAGACGACGAAUUUGCUACAAUGUGGUGGCCGUCCCUUGUCCGCUAGUACAUUGGAUAGUGGUCGCUUACAAGUCUAUUUGGAAGGCAAAGAAUUCACCAAGAUUCACGAGACGGGUCCGGCGCACAAUCCUCACACCAAGCAAUACGAUUGUCAAUUCCUGAACUUGCAGUUGAAGGGAUUACGAACAACCACCAAUUCGGAUGAUGUCCUCAAGAUUCCCAUCGAACUGCGCAUUCCUUCGGGAGUUCCUUCCAGUAUGGACGUGACACUCAAAGUCCCGAGCAACGGUCGCAUCAAAGAACAGGCCGUCAUUUGCUACACCCUAUCCGCCAUUCUCGAUGGAACUGUAGAAGCCCGGCAUACCGUCCAUGUCUUGGCGAAAACCCAACCCACUCGGAUUGUCCCGGCCAUUGUGCCUCCCAUUUCUCCCGAUAUUACCUCGUUUAGUGUCGCCAAUCAGGGAGAUAUGACCGUGGCGGCCAAAAUCAUGGAUACACUGGUCGUGCCGGGACAAAAAGUCAAAGUCCGCAUUGCCGUCGUCAAUGACAGUACGGCCGCACUCCAAAGUGUCGAUAUUGCCUUGAUUCAACGCACCGAUUAUUCCAAAUUUCCACUUCAGGAACAACGUCAUAUCGAAUCACUCAAUACCACACUCGCUACAACAACGUUUCUCUGUGAUGCUUCCAACAAUAACGAUACUUUGGCCGAUCGCGACAUUCUGAAACAAUCCUUCAAUUCCAAACAACGACGACAAGAAGACAAUCAUCAACGCGUCUUGCACGAAUUGCUCUGCAAAAAAGUAGACAAGGAACACGAGGAAGGUGUCACCGUCUUGAAUUGCACCAUUGAAAUUCCUCCAGCGACCGGUGUGGCCGAUACCCGGUGUGGUACAUUGAUCCAAGUCACACAUCAUGUCUCGAUUCAACUCAAUACCAAAGUCUUCUUUACCAACCCCGGAUUCAAAUUCCCCAUUAAAAUUGUUCAAGGAGCCAUUCCGACCAGUUACCAAGAAGAAAAGUUGGCCGAGGAAAUUCCCAACUGUCCACCACUCCUGGACGACAAUCAACAAAGUGAAAAAGCCAUGUUGGAAGAUUUGAUUACAAAAGUCAUGAGUCAAUCCACCGAUGAUUUACACAUUAUCGAAGAACGCUUACCCCAACCCAAAUGGAACCGCAUCUUUGCCGCACUGACACCGUACGAUUUUGGUCGAUUGUUGGAACAAGUCCAUUUGGAAGUCAAUUUGAUUCCCGUCGCUACCUUGUUGGCAUCGCGUUUGACUCAAGAAUUAUUCUCGUGUAGUCAUAUUGUCGCUGGAUUGCCGCACACGACAACCGCCACGAGGUGUACGUUUGUGGAACAAUUGCUGCCGUAUUGUCACGAUUUGCAAGACAACUAUACGCUCAUUACCAAAAACACAUUGCUAUUAUCGCAAUGGGAACGAUUGGCCAUUGAACCAGCGGUACAAGAAGCACUGGAGCACGCCAAAAAAUCCAAAGCUCCAUUGCAUCACUUGUUGGGGAAAAUGCGACAGUUAGUGACUGCCGAUUGAUCGAGUGAAUGAAUGAGUGAGUAAAACAGUUUGCUUGCUUGAUCAAUCAUAAU
Molecule: messenger RNA, 2094 nt
Organism: Seminavis robusta
Lineage: Eukaryota; Bacillariophyta; Bacillariophyceae; Naviculales; Naviculaceae
Source: the annotation of a GenBank genome assembly